This is a messenger RNA of Phlebotomus papatasi, 1972 nucleotides long. Its product is annotated as mitochondrial potassium channel-like. Lineage: Eukaryota; Metazoa; Arthropoda; Insecta; Diptera; Psychodidae. The record is from RefSeq and is a predicted model, not a curated record. The coding region runs from base 101 to 970 and encodes 289 amino acids. The transcript has 3 exons.
AUAGAAGUCGUCGAAGUCGUGACGUGUGUGUUUUGGUUUUUUACAUUGGGGUUGGGAAAAUUUGCCCAAAAAAAAUCUAUUUGUGUAGGUUUUCUUCGCAAUGCCAGUUGUAUUUAGAGUAUUUAGGCAUUCAUUGAUGGGAUAUAUUAGAAUUGUGAGACAUUGGGAUACUCCUUUGUACGCAACUACUGUGAUAAAAUCAUCCAAAAGUGUUCGUGCUUUUGGAACACAAAUUCGUAAAGCUCUGCCGGGGAAGUCCCAUCCGGAAAAGUCCCAGUCAAAUGUAGCCACAUGGCUUCAAAAUCGUUACAAAGAACUCAUAGGAACGUAUGAAGAGUUGUCAGGAGUGAAAGAAGUGAGGAUUGCACAAGAGGAUGUCGUCAAAAUUCAAGAAAAACUCCAGCAGACCCAGGAGAAAAGACGAGAGAUUCUUCUGAAACUUCUUGCCAUUCGCAACAAUGUUCAGAGGCUCAAUAACGAUAUCCAUGCCGUGGAAAAAAGUAAUCCACAUUAUUUGGAAUUGGUCAGGCAGCAAAUUGAGCUAAUACAGAAUGAGCGUGAAGCUAAAGAAUAUUUCGAUCUCAUGGAUACAAGUGAGAGAGAUUUAUUCACUCAUCUGACAUCUGCUGUAAGAACAUCGCAUGAAAAGGAGAGAUCUCAGGCUGAAAAUUCCAAGUACUUCUCAAUGAUCCUCACAAUGAUUGGAGCUGUUCUGGGUAUCCUGGGCACUACACUGAGUUAUCAUUUUAGAAAUCGCCAAUACAAGAAUAUCAGUGAACAAGGUGAGAAAAUUGAACAGCAACUGCAAGACCUCAGACUGGAACUUAAGAGGGACUUUAUAGAUUUGCAGAAAUUACUUGAGAAGAGCGUUGAGUCGACGCUUCAGCGCAAGGAGAAGAAGGAAUCCUGGACAAACUAUUUCUACAGGCAUGGGAGCAACAUUUAUAGGUUUUUUGUACCCAAAAGUUAAGAAAUACCCGUCAAAUCAUUAUUCUACCUGCCGAUUUUACUCUGAGGUUUUUUGAAUUUUAACAGUAUAUUCCAGUGUAUUCAGAGAAAAUCUGAAGAUUUUCUGCUGAAUUUCUGCUAGAAAAUCUGUAGAUUUUCGGCAGAAUUUCUGCAGAAAAUCUGUAGAUUUUCGGCAGAAUUUCUGCAGAAUUUCUGCAGAAAAUCUGUAGAUUUUCGGCAGAAUUUCUGCAGAAAAUCUACAGAUUUUCAGUAGAAUUUCUGCCGAGAAAAUCGGCAUAGUGUCCAUUACUUCACAAAAAUAUUGUUGAUUUAUGUAGAAACUGUAGGAGUUAUAAAGAAAAUGGUAUGCUCUGCUUAACAAGCAUUACCGAUUAAACAUUUUAAAUAAGUAAAAAGAUGCGAGCAAAAAUACUAAUUUUUUUAAAAAUCGCCCAUGGAAUGAUACAAAAACACGAAAUUUAGGUCGAUACUCUGCUUAAAGUUUUCACUUCACUUUUCUCUACUUGUAACACGGCGUCGCAGAAUUCUUUAUUUUAUAUAAACACCGUGAUAUCACAAAAAAUAACUCUAUUGAAUUUUGCAAACUUCAGUGAAAAAUUUUUCCAUCUCUUCUGACACAUCUUGUCUGGAAAGUCUGGAAUGUAGAAAAAAUCUACAGAAAAUCGGCAGAAUAUCUACAGAAAUUCGUCAGAAAAUUUGCCGAAAUAUUCUGACGAAUUUUGUUCCAAGCCCAAAUAAAAUUCGUAAGAAUAUCUACAGAAUUAUCUGCAGAUAUUCUGUAGAGGUGUAGAUUUUCUCUAAAGAAAUCUUAAAGAUAUCUGCAGAUAUUAUUUGACGGGUAAUGCCACGAAUUUUUUAUUAAGAUUAGAAAAAGUAUAAUGGGAUUAUCAGUUAUUUAUAUUAAUAUGAUUUAUAAUAUAGAAUUUAGAAAGAUUUAUUGUAUAGUCCUACAUGUUACUUUCUGUAUCCUGGGCAUGAACCAAUAAACUUAUUAUUAUUAUUA